This is a messenger RNA of Thlaspi arvense, 579 nucleotides long. The record is from the annotation of a GenBank genome assembly. Lineage: Eukaryota; Viridiplantae; Streptophyta; Magnoliopsida; Brassicales; Brassicaceae.
AUGGUUUUGAAACCACCGAACCGACCCAAAUGCAUACAGAAGCUUCUGCACCUGUCUUUCUAUCUGGCUCGCAAACUCAACAGGCAAGGGACGAAGUCUGACUACCCAUUUCUUGGUUGCCAUGGUAACCGCAGGGAGAUUGCAUACAGCUGCACCGGAAGAGGUAUGGCUAUUGCCAUGACCAUUUCGAAAGCAAGCACAAGAGAGAGGCCCGAGAAGUUCGCGAGCGUUCUGAAACUGCCCAAAGGAUUCAAUUCUGGCUGUCUGGGUUCCGAAAUCACAACACUUCAUUUAAUCAUCCUCAAGACUAAGGCGGAUGAUGAUGUUCGUAAGGGAACCAUACCUGCUUAUCUGCUUGAUCAUGAAACAACAAUGUGGGCAAAGGUUCUAAGCAAUACAAUAAAGCAAAAGCGUAAAGAGAAAGCUGGUAAAUGGGAGGUUCCUCUACCCAAGGGAAGGCCUGUAGGUGAAGAUGAGAUGUUCAGAGUGGUUAAAUCUGGUAAAAGGAAAAGUAAGCAUAAGGAGUUCUCCUUGAUGGAGUUGAGGGCAGAUACUACGGCUUUACCUGGGAUUGCAUGA